UCUUUUGGAGGAAACAAUAGAGUAUCUAUCCUAUCUAUCUAAAAUAAAAUCGUGUAUUUAUUGUAUUCCUGUUUCGAUUAUAAGGAUGGUAUAGGAUAUGGCAGUAAAAUUAGGUACAACAUAAAAAAAAAAUUAGACUAUUAGACAAAAGUCUUUUAGAAAUAAGUUCACCCUUGCUUACAUUGUUCACACAGGAAAUUCUUAACCCUCCUCAUUACGCGAAGCAACGAACUAUUACGUAAUGGAGAAUAUCAAUUUAUGAAUUGACCUAUUUAUUUGUUGCUAUAAACAAACUUGUUGGUAUGGCAACACAGAAUGUUUUUUCAAUACACAUAUAAAUUUAAAAACUCAAUUACAUGAAUUAAACUUACAUAUUAUUUCAAAUAUUAAACCGACAGAUUUGAAAUAUGACGACUGUCCAAAAUGGCGAUAAUUUAUCAUUCGGUGAUAAAAAUCAUGGUUUAUCAACUGUACAAAAUUGGCACGAGCACAACCGACGUGUUCUGAAAGGUGAUAUAAUUGGUAUCACCGAUGAUAACACGUCUAUCACCAAAAACUGCAUAGUGAAGGUGAAUCAAACGUCAUGCGAAGACUUUGAGGACAGUACUGAUCAACUGAGGCACAGAGCUAGACAUAUUAACUACUGGAAAGCGGAACUAGAAAGAGCUGUAAGAGAUAUCGACGCUGAGAUAUCGAUUCUAGAAUCACAAAGGCAACAAGUUAAAAACGCUAUGGAUACACUGAAUAUACCUGAGUAUAUAACAAAGGAAUGCCUUGAUUUAAGACGAAACAGGAUGCAAUCCGAUUUAGUUUACGAUGAACCACAAGAGGAACUAUUUACUGAGUCAGCAUUGAUAGAAAACGUUAAGAGAUUACACAGAGAAAUGCUGAGAGACAUCGAGUAUCAGCUGAAGAUGAAUGCUGCCGCGAAAUGUGCUCUCGAAAGGGAUUGGAGCAAUAAAUACUUGGCUUUCAAAUACGAGAGUGAGAAUGCUGAUUUGGAAACGAAAUCUAUUAACGUAAAGGACUCAGCAGGAGCAACUAGACUGUCUGAAGGUCAAUCCAACGUUGAAUCUUGGGAACAGUACACUAUAAAUGCACUGGAGCAAUUUAAAAGCGCCAUUGAUAAAUCUAAAGCGCUGAGGAGCAAAGUGGAAGCGAUACUCAUAAAUAGUGCUAGAGAUUUGAGAUCCCAAGAUAUUAGAGUGAACAAAGCGUUGAGUGAACGUAUAGCUCGCACGGAGCAAGUGAAAAUUGAAUUGGAGAAUCAGCUACGUUUAACGCUGAGUAAAAUAGUGGAGACGGAGAAUAUAUUGGAGACAUUACACGAAGAAAUUAUGAAGGUAAAGCAACGUAUACAAGUGGCACAGACGAGGCUGAACACUAAAAACUGCAGGCCCAAUGUCGAGAACUGUAGAGAAGGAUCCCUGGUAGGACUGAUUGAAGAAGUGAGAGACUUGAAUGACAGCAUGAGUCUUCUCCAAAAGAGGUCGUUGGAAACGGAGAAGUUGAGAGCGGAUUUAAUUCACGAGAGAUCCAUUUUGGAGAACGAAAUAAUAGUAAAAAAGAAGACGUUACAUAUUGAUGAUGAGAGGUGCCUAUUUCUAAGAUCUCACUUUCAAUCUGCCGAGAAACUUUGCGGUUUUUAAGGUUGCCAUCCAAACAUUGCUUUAGCGUAUAAGUGUAACCAUUGU
Messenger RNA from Galleria mellonella (greater wax moth), 1694 nucleotides. Its product is annotated as tektin-3-like. Lineage: Eukaryota; Metazoa; Arthropoda; Insecta; Lepidoptera; Pyralidae. The record is from RefSeq and is a predicted model, not a curated record. Gene Ontology annotation, biological process: cilium assembly; cilium movement involved in cell motility. The coding region runs from base 408 to 1649 and encodes 413 amino acids. Gene Ontology annotation, cellular component: nucleus; microtubule cytoskeleton. The transcript has a single exon.